GCAUGAGGGCGCUCUUCACACUGAUUCCUUGGAAACGUAAACAUGGAGGACUCUCAUGUUGAUUGUUUUCGCCCAGAUUCGGGCCCUGUAAAUGACGAAUUAGAAAGAGCCUCCCCUUAUUUUAUUGAAUCAACAGUGUCUCCAAAUGGUAAUCUUCCAAAUGGUGACAAUCGAUUUGAAAUCCAUGAUCACGGAGACGAAUCAGGAGCUUCUGAAGAUGAGGAGCUUUCACCGGACGGUGUCCUGGACGAGAGAACAGUUGCCAAAGGAUUGUCUAAUCUUGGGAGGACUGCUGGAGGCAAUGAUCUGGUCUUCUUACACCUUACCUUACCGGGAUACAACUUGCAGGAUAUUACAACACUCAAAGACUACACCCAUCUCCAGAAACUGGAGAUCCCAUACAAUAAGAUUUCAGAUUUGAGUGUUUUGAGUUUCAUGCCAUAUUUGGUGGAGUUGGAUGCCUCAAAUAAUGAGAUCUGUAAUCUCAACUCAUUCAAGUCGCCUCUUAAUCUCAAGGAAGUGGAUUUGUCGUUCAAUAACAUUGAGGAUUUGAAUGACUUCACUGAGCACCGCACAAUCACUAAGCUGGUCAUCGACAACAAUAAGAUAAGCAGUCUGGAUGGACUUCAAGCAUGUAAGUCUCUAUCCUACCUCAGUGUUGCACACAAUCGUAUCGAGAAGAUUGAAAACCUGCAAGCACUUCCACUCAAAUAUCUGAACCUGAGAGGAAAUCGUUUGAAGGAAAUUGAGAAUAUUGAAUCGCUUGGUCAGCUACAGCAGUUGGAUGUAUCAGGGAACUUCAUUGGUAGCCUUAAAGGACUGGAAACCAACAGACUACUGGAAACAAUCGACCUGGAAAAUAAUCAUGUUGAGAGCAUUGAUGAUGUCAAGCAUGUUCAGGAGAUCUCGUUACUCCGUAACCUGAAUCUCCUUCGUAAUCCCAUCCAAGGUGUUGCCGACUAUCGUCUGUCAUUGUUGUAUUGCCUUCCACAACUGACCGAGUUGGAUCGACACAAGGUGGAGGCUGAAGAAAAGGUAUCAGCCAGUAAUCUGUUCAAUGCUCCGAUGGAUGUAGAGGCAGCUGAGGACCAUAGACGAUGUAUGGUGUAUGCUAGCUUGAGAUCAGCUAGAAUCUAUGACAGUACCCUGCCCAGUAUGGAGACACCUUACCCCAUGCUUGUCCUGGUUGGCCCACCGGGUUCAGGCAAACAUGAACUAGCUCACAAACUGGUGGCUGAGUUCCCUACAUAUUUUGGCUAUGGGAUUUCACACACAACCAGAGCUCCAUACACAGGAGAAAUGGACAAGAAAGACUUCCAUUUUGUGUCUGCCGGCUCGUUUGAUUCCAAAAUCAAACAGGGUGUUUUCUUGUUGACGUACCAGUCGGAGGGACAUCAAUAUGGAGUCAGUCAAGAAGCUAUUGAAGAUGUAGCAAAGGAAGGGUUAGCCUGUAUACUGACUAUGGAAGUAGAGGGCGUCCUUUCUCUCAAGUUGUCCUACUAUGAACCACGAUACAUUCUACUGCUUCCGCUAGACCAAGCCGCUCAUGAGACACGGCUUAGAGCAGUCGGGAACCUUAGCCAAGAAAACAUUGAACAAGCAGUAAGGGAGAUGGGGCGCUACCGUGGUAUCCAUCAGGAUAAGCCAGGAUUCUUUGAUAUGACUGUGGAUUCAAGUGAUUUGACUGCGGCAUUUGAUCGAUGUCGAGAGUUAGUGUCAGGCUACUUAGGCUUAGGAGAGACCGAGCCACAGCACCUGACUAUUUCUAACUGGGUUCCAUCCAGUGAUUCACCAAGCCCUACGCAGGCAAGGUCUGAUUCCCAGACUCCCAUGGGAGAUCGAUCAGUGACGCCAUUGAGAUCUACAUCAGGAAUGAAGACGUGGUCUGAUCGAGUUAAGAGUGCAGACACCGGAUCACAGAUAUCUCGGAAAUUGAUGAGUCCUGGGAUGAAGGCCAUGCUGCAGCCUAAGAGAUCUAGUGUGGAGCAAGCGUCAUACGAGCGUCGCAAGAGUGCAGCAAGAGCAGCAGCAGCAGGGAUUGAGCCUAAACCGUUGGACCAGUUAAUUGCAAGACCACCAGGCACUGCUCCUGAGACUCUACAAGGUAAAGGUCUAGAUGGUAGCACUACUCGCCCCAAGACUGUCCCUGCUGGUUACUACGAAGCUCCCAGUCCCGACUCUAGCGCUGCGUCACGCAGCGGAUCAGAACUCUCAGGUUUAUCCGAGGCACGAGGAAUGUCUGGUAAUGUGUCUCCAGACUCGACAGCAUCACAGCAACUACCGGUGGAUAUGACAUUACCUGGAUAUGGAACGGACGAUGGGAUGGGCGGUCGGUCGGAUGGAUCGCUGAUCAUGUCAACUGAUAGGUGAUCAUUCACAUCCAUGUCUGGCAAAAAAUGAAUCAAUAAAAUCUUGGAGAAGAUACUAACUUAGUAUCUGUAGGAUGUAAAUUUAAAUAGAUUGGAACUGUUUUAUUGCAUCCACGUCCAGCAAAACAAAACAAUGUUAAAAUAAAUUCAGAAGCGAAUGCUUUUGCCACAUCUGUAAAGUGUAAUAAAAAGUAAACAGGACAUUUGUUUUCUAUCAAAUAGUCACGUUAGUAUUGUGUACAAGUAUUUCGUUUGAAGGAUUGUUACAGACGGUUGAACAUGUACAUAUGCUGAUUCUGAUUGUUUUUAAGUCUUAAGUCUUAAUACAGUCGUUUCAGAAUUUUGGAACAUGAAUUCUCUUCUGAUCUUGAAAAAUGACAGAAACAUGCAUGUCUGAAAAAUGUCUGAACUAUGGGCAAAGUUGAAGUCGCACUUACAGGCAACAUCUGUCAUGUAUCUGUAAAAACGUGAAAUGGAAAGUUAAUAAUGAUUUUUGUACUUACCACUGCAUGUAGAGAUUACCUUGUUAGCAUUAAAAUUUCAUUUGCGUCUUUACUGUAGUUGAAGGAAUUCAAAACAAAUGUCAUGGAUGGUUGUAAUAACAAGUAAGGAAGCACAUGUAUGAAAUCAUAAAUAGUGUUAUUAAAACUCUCAUAAAAUGGAAGAUGUGUUCACCAAUGGAUAAAGAAAUUUAACCUGUACAUAGCUACCAUAUUGCUGAACAUACCUGUAGAAUUAAACUAAUUGCCUCUUGUGCCUUUCAUUUCAUAUUCUUGGUGUUGGGAAGACGCUAUACAUAUUGAAAGUCGUUUUCAAAAUGUAAUAUUUUGGGAUAGUUUGUGACAUUGCUUCUGUUCAAAGUUAUUGUCUGAAAUUAAUUAGUGAAAGCACCAAUAGAAUCCCUACAUGAAUGUAUACCUUCAUUAUGCAACAAUCAAUUGUCAGGCCCCCCCCCCUCCUCCAAAGCUAGCCAUACGAUUGGCUUGUCACUUUCAGACUGAUCAAAUCCCCACCCCUAGGGCUCCACUAUCUGUGCAUACAUUGUAACUAGUGUAAGAAACGGGGCCGUAUCAUAAGUCCGAUGCCUCAUAGGUCCGACGCCUCGUAAGUCCCAAAUGUUGGACUUAUGAGGAAUGAAUUCCGCCUCAUAGGUCCGACGCCGCACAAGUCUGACACCUCAUAGGUCCAACAAUGGACAAACGCUGUUUCAGACUUAUAAGGUGUCGGAGCUAUGAGGCGUCGGACUUAUGCCGCGUCGAACCUAUGAGGUAGAGUUUUGCCUCGUAAGUCCGAUGCCUAAUAAGUCUGACGCCUCAUAAGUCCGACAUUUCGGACUUAUGAGGUGUCAGACCUAUGAGGCGUCGGACUUAUGAGCGGAUCCCCAAGAAACCAUUGCAUGUGCAACCAACAGGAAACCAGAAUCCCCACCCUGGGGUCAUGGCACAUGUCCCACAUCUGACAUCAAAUGCAGGACAUCAGGGGAACAACUGAUUGGUGGAUUACCAGCCCGCCUUACUUUACUCUCAACCCAAAAAGUAAACAUUGAUUAGGUUAAUUACACAGUAACUGAAACAAAUAAAAUAUAAAAUGGAUUCACCUGAUAAUCAUAGCGAGCUGGAUUAUAACUAAAACAUGCUGCUUAUUGUAUGCAAGAUGCACCUCCAUUUCAAGUCAUUUUGUUUCUCAUAAACAUGUACAUGUAUAUAUGUCUUUUGCAUUAAAAUGAUAAAUUCAAAAACAA
Messenger RNA from Patiria miniata (bat star), 4110 nucleotides. It is a transcript of the gene lrguk, whose product is annotated as leucine-rich repeat and guanylate kinase domain-containing protein-like. NCBI's taxonomy places the organism in Eukaryota, Metazoa, Echinodermata, Asteroidea, Valvatida, Asterinidae. The record is from RefSeq and is a predicted model, not a curated record. The transcript has 16 exons. Gene Ontology annotation, cellular component: cytosol. Bases 43 to 2370 code for a protein of 775 amino acids. Gene Ontology annotation, molecular function: GMP kinase activity; protein binding.